This is a messenger RNA of Medioppia subpectinata, 1122 nucleotides long. The record is from the annotation of a GenBank genome assembly. Lineage: Eukaryota; Metazoa; Arthropoda; Arachnida; Sarcoptiformes; Oppiidae.
CCGGAGAGCGCACCGGUAGUGUUGUGGUUGAAUGGAGGGCCCGGUUGUAGUUCACUGUUUGGAAACCUCGGAGAGAACGGACCCUUUCGAGUCAAUUCAGACGGAAAGACAUUGACAUUAAACCCGAACUCUUGGAAUUCAGUGGCGAAUGUGGUUUACUUUGAAUCACCCGUUAGUGUCGGCUUCAGUUAUAAAGAGGACAAGAAGUAUAACAAUACGGAUCAGUCGACAGCAGUUGACAAUCAUUUAGCUCUCGAAGCGUUUUUCAAGAAAUUUCCGGAUCUAAAGAAAAAUCCAUUUUAUAUUUCUGGUGAAAGUUAUGCCGGAAUUUAUAUACCAAUGUUAGCGCAACAGAUAUUCAAAACCAAAUCUACUAUUAAUCUCAAAGGUAUUGCCAUAGGAAAUGGUGAUCUGGGUAUCGCUCCUCUUACCUAUAUGUCUAGUUAUGACUUAAAUCUGGGCCACGGAUUAAUUACUACCGAUUCUUAUGAGAAACUCAUUGAGAAUUGUUGUGAAUGUAAGACCGGAGAGAUUAUGCGUGAAUGCGAUUUCUGGCAUCCCGUCAACGAUACACGAUGUGGAUCAGUUAAAGUGGAAGAGGUGUCGCCUCCCAACCCAUACAACAUGUACGACGAUUGCGGUCCCGACGCCGCAUAUGUUAGGCUUUAUAAUAAACACUACGCAAAACGUCUCAAUAGACCACCGAUUGUCUCAACCAAUGCUAACAAGAAGUGUCCGCACAAUGGAUACGAAGACUACCUAAAUAUACCUGAAGUGCGCAAAGCAUUGCACGUAAGGCCUGAAGACACCCAUCAGUGGAGUGAUUGUGGGGGCAGUUAUUCGGGUUCGCCUACAGAUCAACGCAAAACUUUUGAUCAGUUGUUAAAUGUAUUUAAAAUCGGAAAAAUUGUUGUAUUUAACGGCAAUUUUGAUACGAUGUGCGAUCACAUCGAUAAUCAACGCGGGUGGAAGACAUCUGACGGAACUUUGGCUGGUUUUGCACAGAAAUACGAGAAGAACCUAAGUUUUGUGUUGGUUCGCGGGGCCGGACAUAUGGUCCCACACGACAAACCCGAGUCCGCACUACAGUUACUAAAGAAUGUAAUCGGAAAUGGCUUUUAA